This is a messenger RNA of Contarinia nasturtii (swede midge), 1866 nucleotides long. Its product is annotated as transcription factor 15-like. Gene Ontology annotation, biological process: regulation of transcription by RNA polymerase II; developmental process. NCBI's taxonomy places the organism in Eukaryota, Metazoa, Arthropoda, Insecta, Diptera, Cecidomyiidae. Gene Ontology annotation, molecular function: DNA-binding transcription factor activity, RNA polymerase II-specific; RNA polymerase II transcription regulatory region sequence-specific DNA binding; protein dimerization activity. Bases 728 to 1090 code for a protein of 120 amino acids. The transcript is spliced from 4 exons. The record is from RefSeq and is a predicted model, not a curated record.
CCAGAAAAUAUACAUUUUUUCGUGUUUUGAAAACACACACACAUGACGAUUCCCGUCGUGUCAAUGCCAGUAGAUUUGAUAAGCUAUAAAAUGAUUAUUAUCUCUAGUAUUUGUAAGCCAAUUUGAAAUUGUAUGUGAACAUCAAUUUGUUAUGGGAUUUUAAUCCAGUCAAAUGAAAACUAAUAUAAUAAUCACUCAUGCUUGCAAAAUGACACUGCGCGAAUUGUAAACACAAUUGUCUAUUAGAAUUAAGGUCAGUCUAGAUAGCGAUAAUUGUCAAACAUUCCAGUCAACAAUCUCACCACGCCACUUGUGACCAACGUCACAACCGUUCCUGACGGGAAAGUAUUCUGUUAACGCAGAAAAAAAGAAGGGAGACGUUCUUCUUCGUCGGACGGUCCGACUCGGACCGUCGCCCAAGUAUGACCUAUUAGAGAGUUGGUGCGCAUUUUCGAUAACGCAAUCGAUUUACCGCAAAACUAAGUCAUUUAAUUAGCGGGAGAUUGCUUAUGUAUUUUCGCUGAUCAAAAGAAGCGAAAUACAUUUAUCCGACGAAUUUCUUCUAUCAUCGGCGUGAAGUCGAUGCACCAUGUGAAACAUCGAGACAUAACCAAAGAUUUGGAGCGAAAUCCUCGCGGAAAAUGAAUUGCAUUGCCGCGUGUGUUUUACAUUCAUUUGUUUUCUGGGCAACAACAACUUUAUAAAAAUUAGCGAGCUAGCAAAAGCAAUGAAACCGGGACCAAUUAAAAGAAACACAAACUCCGAAUAUGCUGUUCAAACGCCAGUGAUUCGACAUCAGGCCAAUGCGCGGGAAAGACAUCGCACACAUAGUGUAAAUUCCGCAUUUUUAACAUUGAGAGAAUUAAUUCCAACCGAACCAAAAACACGAAAACUAUCGAAAAUUGAAACACUUCGAUUGGCCAAAAGUUACAUCGAACAUUUAUUUGCAACGCUGAUAACAGGCCAAUCCACCAAACCAUGUUUAUAUGCAGCACAAAUGAAUAUGAACAAUUCAUAUAAUCAUAUACCACGAACGAGGAACAUUUGCACAUUUUGUGUUGCCACAAAACAUCAACUCGAAAAUCCUUGAAUGUGAAGCAAUAAUUUAUAAAUCAGUGCCUCAUUAUCCAAAAAUAGUAUUAAUUAGAAGAAAAAAAAUACAAAUCACAUUAUUCUCGUUAAACAAGUGCACUUCAACUAUUUUGGUAUACAAAGUGUGAAAAUAAUGAGAAAAUACUCGAUUUAUCCGAUCCAAUUGAGUGGUGAAAAUGUGCUCUUUAAUGAAACGAUUAGACUCAAAGUAGCUUGGGCUGUACAUGCUCUCUGAAUAAUUCUAUGAAUUAUUGCAAAAACUGUUGGUAUUUGAAGUUUUAAAAUAGUACAGUAGAUCAAAUGUGUACUAUGUACCCAAAUGUGUAGCGAAUGCAAAAGUGGACAUGAAAGAGGUUAAAGCCGAAAUUAGAUUUACAUUACACUGAAAGAGAACUAUAAACACUUGAAAAUUGCCACUUUAACGAAUAGAAUGUCAGAUCAAACACGAGCAAGUAAAUUAAUUUAAAUCGUUCUGGUUCCGAUUUUAAAAUAAAUAUCGUCGAUUAAAAACUAACAGAUCAAAAUGGUUAAAUUUUAUUUUUAAAAUAAAUUUAUGGUGAGCAAAAUUUAAUAAAAAAAAAUUGAAUGCCACUUUUAAUCGUUUUCAACCGAAAACAGCUUCGAUUGGGAAAAAUAGAUACAUAAACACUUGCUGACUUCGUAUUUGCAAUCAAAAAUGUUUAUUAUAUGAAAAGUCUAUAUUAGUAUUUCGUGUACAAUAAACUGUGCCAUUUCACUUUGUAUAUAUUCAUAAAAUGAGAAAAUAAAAAGUCA